Lytechinus variegatus (green sea urchin) is the source of this 5307-nucleotide messenger RNA. RefSeq lists its product as uncharacterized. The transcript is spliced from 5 exons. Gene Ontology annotation, cellular component: nucleus. Gene Ontology annotation, biological process: regulation of gene expression. NCBI's taxonomy places the organism in Eukaryota, Metazoa, Echinodermata, Echinoidea, Temnopleuroida, Toxopneustidae. Bases 153 to 3281 code for a protein of 1042 amino acids. Gene Ontology annotation, molecular function: DNA binding. The record is from RefSeq and is a predicted model, not a curated record.
GUGCAUCCAUCGCGUCUGUGAUUGAGGCUAAAUGUUAAUGCACGUAGUCUAGAUUGUAUCUGAAGCUACGGGAUAUCGACUUGAAACAGCAACGUAUUUUGCAGAUUUGCAGCACGUUUUAACCUGGUUGAUCCCAGAAGCUCGAGAACAAAAUGAGUGCCCAAGAGAAAGAAGAUAGCUCGCAAUUUCGCUGCACGCUGUGUAACUUCACGGCAACCUCUAAAGGCGAGAUUGGCAAUCACUUUCUGACAGAUCACAUGGAAGCCUACGUGUCUCCAGUCAAAGAGGAAGACAAAUCUGGGAGCACCACGGACUCCAAGGGACCAGGCAGUGAUAGAGGCAUAGAUAAAGAAACAGAUGAGGAGAGGGACGAACACGAUGAGAGGGAUAAGGACUAUGUAGAUCUGUUUGAAGAAGUAGAAGAGAAGAAACCAGCACCAAGACCAAGGGGGCGUCCGCCUGGUCGCUCGACCGGGCGCCCAGUGGGGCGUCCACCGAAAAAGAGUACCCAGAAACCUAUCAAAAAACAACCAUACUAUUAUAUAGAGGAGAUAGAUGACAUAAAGGAGGAAGAGCCGGAAGAACCACAGGAAUUCGGGCGAGGAAUGAGGAGAAGGAAAAAGGCAAUUCCAAGGCAUAUUUUGCGAUACGAAUUGGAUGAAGAUGAAUCUAUGGACGAUGAAGAUUACGAUGAGACCGAAAAGAAGAAGGUUCUACCGAAAAAAAGAACCCCAUCUUUCCCUUCUGUAGAACUGAAGCCAAGGGGGAAAAGAGGAAGACCCAGGGGGAGUACGUCGCAGGAGAGGAGCAAGCAAGAUUUCGAGGGUCCAAAAAUCUCAAAGAAGGUUCCGACUUUGUCUAAAUUACCUUUGUCGAAUAAGGUGAUUGAGCGGAUUCUCGAUGACAGAGUAAAUGAAUGGUACUCGACGUUCCAGGAGAGACACGUGUUGCCGAUUCCUUGCCCAUUCGAUGGGUGCGCACUUGACGUCACCCAGGCUGAACUCGAUGUCCACCUUCAAUGCCACGCAGCAAAUUUAGAAGGUUUCCGUUGUCCCAUUGAGGAGUGUAACUUCCUUUGCCCUCAUUGGUCUAAUAUGAGAGUUCAUUACCGUAAAGUGCACGAUCCAGCAUUUUACAGGUUACUCUGUGGUCUUCCUGGAUGUUCCAUGAUCUUCCCCCGCAUUGACAAGAAAUCCAUCUUUGUUCAUGUCACAAGAAAACAUCUUCGUCCUGUAUUGUAUGACGAGAUGUCGAGCAAGAAUUUUAACAAAGAGAAGUACGAAAAAUACAUUUUCGCUGUUAAGGCCGAAGAGGUGGAAUUGAACCAGGCUUUAGAAGAUACUGAAUGUGAUGAAGGGGAAGCAGAGACAUCACUCGGAGAACCAUCUGACGCUAUGCAUGUAGAGGAGAUGAGCGAGAUAGGGAAUACGGAAACGGUGUCUGAAUUCGACACCGAAUAUCCAAAGGUAAAGAGGCGAGGACGUCCUCCUGGAUCUACCAAAGCUGCUAAAUUGGCGAGAAUCGCUGCAGGGGAAAUAAUCGAGAAGAAAGAUAAGAAAGACAAGAAAGACAAGAAAGGGAAAGGCAAGCGCUCGUUCAAUAGAGUCAUGAACAAUGUUUCCUUUUUCUGCGACCUGUGUGGAGGAAAAUACAAAUCUGAACAAGCCGUCUUCGACCACAAAACCCUCCAUUACCGCGACGAUGACUGCAACGUCCUAUGCUGCACAGAAUGUACAGAAUUCACUGCCGAGGAUUCUUCUGAGCUUCGAGAUCACGUUGUUUCAUGUCACAAGAGACUCCUGCAUCUUCAUCGCUGUGACCUCUGCCAGUUUUCAACGAAUCGAUUCCAUGAUCUCAAGAAGCACAUUCUAGUUCAUUCGGGCAGUAAGGACUACAUGUGCGAUAAAUGUGGCACAUGUACUACCACAGCCUACAAUCUUCGAGUGCAUUGGCGUCGCUACCAUGCCCCUGAUUCAGAAAAGACUGUCAAGUGCUUCGCGUGUGACUAUGUCUGUGCUGACAACGGAAUUUUAAAGGAGCAUAUUAGGUCUAAACACGGUAUGAUGGUGUAUGGCAAGGACUUCAAUAAUGCCCGUCCACUGCCGACGUAUUCUUGCACAGAAUGUGACUACGUAGGUCGCAAGAAAUCAAGUCUUGACUACCACAUGCGUAUCCACACUGAGAACCGACAGUUCAAGUGCCACAUCUGCCCUUACGCCAGUAAGACCAAGAACAACCUCUUGCUUCAUAUACGGACACACGAAGGGAUGCAGCCGCUAAAGUGUCCCGAAUGUGACUUCAGAGGUGCAACCAACAAGAUCAUAUCGGAGCAUGUGAUGUGCAAACAUGCUCGAGUUCGUCCUUACACUUGCAAAAUAUGUGGCUGGACGUCGUCUUACCACGGCAAUAUGUGGAAGCACGUAGAGACGCAUCGUCGUGAGCUGGGUGACGCAAUGCCUGAAGAACCGGUCAGUGUCAUCUCUACGGAAGGACAUAUGGUUGCCGCUCCACUCAAGGCACCGACGUUGAAGAAGCGAGGGGGAGGUGGAUCUACGUCACCAUCUGGCAGUGCGGCGAAGACGCCAAAGAUGAGAGGGAAGCGACACAAUCGUCCCCGCUUCGAGGAGAUGGAAGUUACGGUCGAGACCCAGGUGCACGACGGGCAGGAUGACAGCAUGAAGGAAGGUGUAGUUAUUCAGCUCCCAGUGUCCACUGUUCUGGACGGCCAGACAAUUACCCUUGCAGAAGGCAUCAGUGAAGAAGCUGCGAUGGGAGCAUCGGCUCUGAGUCGCCUAUCACAAGGGGGUGAGAUCACCGUCCGCGAGGUUCAUUUCUUGCAAGGUGGAGACAACCAGCAACAGCAACACGAGAUGAUCACCUACAAUGUACCCCCUGUCGCAGUUACCCAGCAAAUCAUCGCAGGUGGGGACAUGAGUCAUGUGAUCAGUGAAGCGCAGUAUCAUCAACAACAUCAGCAGCAUCAGCAGUCGCAGGAGCACGAAGUGGAACAUCAUUACGUUGAGGCGGGUCUGCAGACCGUUCAGGUGGUCACCACACAGCAAGAUAGUGGGGUUCCUCGAGCCGUAACGGAGCAGGUAGUGCACGCGAUACCGCAUCAGCAAGACCACCACCAAGAACAUCACCAGGAUCCCCGGGUUGUCGAGCAACACCGCGAAGAACCUGUCGUACAUCAGCUCAUUCCCAUGACCCUUCCUCAUGAAGCCGAGCUAGUGAUGAGUAUGAUGCAGGCACACCAGGCCAGUAUCUCUCAAGCGCAGUAACUACCAAGUUGGAACAACAGUUGGGAUGAUGUUCAUGACCCCUUGCACACUUAUAAUGCCCGUUUAAGAUUCCAACACAGACUAGUGUCGAAAAAAUUGUUUAGUAACUAUUUUGAUUGAAAAUUACAUAAUAAUUUACCACCGAGAUUGAAAUAUUGUAAUCAGUGUCCUGCCCCGUGCUCCUACUUAACCAUCCUCAAAUAAAAAUGCUUUUAUCAGGGGGUGUUUCAUAAAGAUGUUCGGAAGUUAAGAGCGAGUUUAAACACGACUUGUGAGCCUUUCUUUUACACUAACCACCGCCAAUGAACAUUUUGAAGUACACCGUUUACCACAAGAAUGGAUCAUCAGUAAUUCUUAAAGUCGUUCUUAACUUACGAGUAGCUUUAUGAAAUACCCACCGGGUGUAUGAUGGUAAAUGAUUUUAUUUACUAUUGAUCGGUCAAUCAAAGUUUAUUUAUUAAUGUAUUAAUAAAUCAACACUAAAAGUGUUGAUUUCCUCAUUCAUUCAUUAAAAAAACUUGAUAUUACAAGUAGGUUGGUAUUGCUUUCCAAUGAGUAAUGGGUUUAUUGAUUGGGCAUUUCUUUAUUAAGGUGAUUUUUGAAAUAUCAGUGGUAUGGGACUAUUGCGAAAUCGAUUUGUCGUACAUUUGUAUUGUUGAUAUCUAGGAGUAUGUCGGAGAUUGAUGGUAAAGUUUUUUGGAGGAGGUAACAGGUAAUGAAUUUUUUUCUCUCUAUCAAGAGAAUGAAUUGAUUUUUUUAUAUAGAUUUAUUUAUUCAUUUAUUUAAUGGCCAUAUGGGCUGUACUUUUUUGGCAGGAACUAUUAUUAUUUUUUUUUUUGAAAUAAUAAAUUCCUCUCUUCCAUGAAAGUAUCUCAAGAUAUUCAUGCUGUUCAUAGUUUCACUUCAGAAAUAUUGAUAAUAUUUUUCGUCCGGGGCUGUCAUUUACAUUUAUACAUGUAUGUGUAUUUUAUUCAAAAUUAAUUGUUUUUCAUUCUUUUCCUCACAAAUUGGGCAAGUAAAGCAGGGACCGCGGUGAGGGGCGGGGGGAGGGGGGCUCAGCUGUUACCCACUUUUUUAGUAGACAUAUUAUGGCAAGGAGAGCCUUUACCCGUAUACCACUUUCAAAACCGUUCCGCGGUCCCUGAAAAGUUACCUACCGGUUUGUUCGUUCGGAUGAGUCGUACAAGUGAUUCUAUUCGUAUAUAAUUUUUAAUUUUGCACGAAGUAUGCAUCUUCAUCCUGUUACAUGCUGAAAAAUAACAUUAUAGGGGUGAUGUUUCGUUUCCAUUUUGAAAGGAAUUGAAAAGAAAACAAAAAUGUUUCCAUAGCCUCAAAUUGUUUUCAUGUUAACCUUUUCUUUGGCCGAUGUUUGAAUAACUUCAUAAUAGAGCAAUGCGGGGGGGGAGAAGCCUUUGAAUCGGUUUCAUGUACCAUUAUGUUCGUUCAGAAAACAAUAUGAUACAAUGCAUUCAUUGUUGUGCAUGUAUAUAGUGGCCGUACGUCUACUUGAAAAUUGAAAUACUAUCUGCAUAGGAUGAAGACAGGAUUAAAGAAAAAAUACUUGUGAAAAAGAAGAAAAUGAUAGGGAAAAUAGGAAAAGAAAAGAAUUAAAGUACUGUUUGUAUUUGGCGUGCGCCGAAAAGUAAUCAAAAGUAUCACAAAAGAAAUGUAUUAUGUGAUAUAUCAUAAACGCGACUCUUCCAAUUUCAAGAAUCAUUUUUCAAGUUCUUAUUUGUACAGUAAAUUUGUUCAUAAUUUUCGGCAUUGAGUUAUUUCUUCAAUCUGACUUUGUAAUUUUCAUAUAGCAAUGAUUUUUCCAUAUCAACAGUUUGUUCACAUGACGUUUUCUCAUAUUUUGUAUUAUUAUUAACUUUUUGUAUUUAUUUAUUUGUUUUUUAAACUCAAGUUAGUAAUGUAUUGUCGUUACUUUAAGGUCAUAGACCUACUGAAUUUCAUGUUUUGUUUUCCAAAGCUACAUUAUACUGAUGAAACAAUAAAAAGUGUUCAUACUUGCUUUUCCACCGGA